Messenger RNA from Hemicordylus capensis (graceful crag lizard), 978 nucleotides. Its product is annotated as olfactory receptor 10A4-like. Gene Ontology annotation, biological process: G protein-coupled receptor signaling pathway. NCBI's taxonomy places the organism in Eukaryota, Metazoa, Chordata, Lepidosauria, Squamata, Cordylidae. The transcript has a single exon. Bases 1 to 978 code for a protein of 325 amino acids. Gene Ontology annotation, cellular component: membrane. Gene Ontology annotation, molecular function: olfactory receptor activity; G protein-coupled receptor activity. The record is from RefSeq and is a predicted model, not a curated record.
AUGCUCCUGAACGUUGAACCAGAAGGUGGAAAUCAAACAGCUCCUGUGGUGUUUAUUCUCCUGGACUUUAAUAGUGAGGUUCUACACAUGUUAUUGUUUAUAUUGUUUCUAGCUAUGUAUAUUGCAACGAUGGCUGGCAACAUCCUCAUUGUUAUUCUGGUGGUCACUGAUCAGCACCUUCAGACACCCAUGUAUUUCUUGCUCGGGAACCUAUCCUGCCUGGAAACCUGCUACAGCUCAACCAUCAUGCCGAGGAUGCUGGUCAGUUUUCUGAGUGGGGAUAAAUCCAUUUCCAUUAGUGGAUGUUUUGCACAACUUUAUUUCUUUUGCUAUCUUGGAACUGCAGAAUGCUACUUUUUAGCAGUGAUGUCUUAUGAUCGUUAUUUAGCAAUAUGUAAACCAUUGCAUUACUCAAUGCUCAUGAAUGGCAGAAUUUGCAGCCUGUUGAUUGCUGGGUCAUGGAUAAUUGGAACACUACCUGUCAAUAUUUGUAUACCUUGGGUGUCUCAGUUGAAUUUUUGUGGACCCAACAAAAUUGAUCAUUUCUUCUGUGAUUUGACCCCAGUGAUAAGACUUUCCUGCAAUGAUACUCAUUUGGUUGAAAUGACUGUCUUCAUAUUAUCCUCCAUAGACACUCUGCCCCCUUUCCUAAUAACCAUUACUUCUUAUAUUUGCAUAAUCAAGAGUAUUUUAAGAAUCCCAUCCACCACUGGGAAACAAAAAGCAUUCUCUACCUGCUCCUCUCACGUCACAGUGGUUGCUUGUUUUUAUGGCUCAUUGAUGAUUGUCUAUGUCUUACCAGACAUGAGCUCCUUGAGUGAACUAAAGAAAGUCUUCUCUCUCUUCUACACUUUGCUCACUCCUCUGAUCAAUCCCCUCAUAUAUAGCUUAAGGAACAAAGAGGUAAAGGAAGCACUUAAAAAAACUUUCAAAAUCCUUUAUGGAACUCAUAAAAUAAUUGGAGUGGGGAAUAGUUAA